Molecule: messenger RNA, 2083 nt
Organism: Hipposideros armiger (great roundleaf bat)
Lineage: Eukaryota; Metazoa; Chordata; Mammalia; Chiroptera; Hipposideridae
Gene: ZDHHC15
Product: zDHHC palmitoyltransferase 15
Exons: 12
Coding region: 275-1300 (341 amino acids)
Molecular function (GO): palmitoyltransferase activity
Source: RefSeq, a predicted model, not a curated record
GGUAGCUCCGCACGUCGCUGAGCAGAUGGGUGGGAGGGAAGGAAAGGGGAGGCGCCGCACUCUGAGCGUGCCCAGCCUGGACUGCAGGACCGUUCACCUUCCGCUCCAGCACUGCCAGUUCCUGGUCGGUACCGUGACUCAUGCCUGUUGUGCCUGGAAGGGCGGCUCGGCCCUGCAACCCCACAGGUGCUCCCGGCGAGCGCGGGGAUAAAGCUGCCGCCAGGGCAGGCAGUGGAGCGCCGCACGACCCAGCGCCAGCAGGCCCGCUCGGUCGAUGUUCGAGCCCAGGAUGCGGCGCGGCUGGAAGAUGGCCCUGUCCGGGGGGUUGCAGUGCUGCCGCCGGGUACUGGCCUGGGUGCCAGUGCUCAUUAUCGUCCUGGUCGUGCUCUGGUCUUACUAUGCCUACGUCUUUGAACUCUGCCUGGUGACUGUUCUGAGCCCAGCAGAAAAAGUUAUCUACCUCAUAUUCUACCAUGCCAUCUUUGUGUUCUUUACCUGGACCUACUGGAAGUCUAUUUUUACACUCCCACAACAGCCAAACCAGAAGUUCCACUUAUCCUAUGCAGACAAGGAACGCUAUGAAAAUGAAGAGAGACCUGAGGUCCAAAAGCAGAUGCUGGUUGACAUGGCCAAGAAGCUACCCGUUUACACAAGAACUGGGAGUGGAGCUGUAAGAUUCUGUGACCGGUGCCAUUUGAUCAAGCCAGAUCGCUGCCACCACUGCUCUGUCUGUGCCAUGUGUGUAUUAAAAAUGGACCAUCACUGCCCUUGGGUUAAUAACUGCAUUGGAUUUUCCAACUAUAAAUUCUUCCUUCAGUUCUUAGCUUAUUCUGUUCUCUACUGCCUGUACAUUGCUACAACGGUCUUCAGCUAUUUCAUCAAAUACUGGAGAGGGGAAUUGCCCAGUGUUCGCUCCAAGUUCCAUGUCCUUUUUCUUCUCUUUGUGGCCUGCAUGUUUUUUGUCAGCCUUGUGGUUCUCUUUGGCUACCAUUGUUGGCUUGUCAGCAGAAACAAAACCACCUUAGAGGCCUUCUGUACUCCAGUGUUUACAAGUGGCCCAGAGAAAAAUGGGUUCAACCUUGGCUUCAUCAAAAAUAUCCAGCAGGUGUUUGGAGACAAGAAGAAGUUCUGGUUAAUACCUGUUGGGUCCAGCCCCGGUGAUGGACACUCCUUCCCUAUGAGAUGUAUGAAUGAGUCACAGAACCCACUACUAGCAAAUCAAGAGCCCUGGGAAGACGAUGAUGACAACCGAGAUUAUCCAGAAGGUUCAUCGUCUCUUGCGGUGGAAACGGAAACGUAGCAGUUUCACAUUUCCUGCAUCUCUGUGACAGGACCUUCUAUCUCCCAUGAAGCUUACAGAGUUCAAUGUUGGGAACCAUUGUAAUCUUCAAAAUAACUCACCAUGGUGGAUCGAAAACUUCACAAUUUGAAAGCAUUCCAUCAAAUACUUGUGUCGAUACAUGUUUCAGGACUUUGCAAGUCAUUGAAUUUACUGACCAAACUCAUCAAUCUGGUAGCAGUGAAUUCAGUCCAGUCUUCCUCUCCUUCUUUCUUCAUUUCCCCUUCCUCAAUCUGUCAAAGCCUAAAUGUAUAUAGAAAUCUUUCCAGAGACUCUCUGGGAAGACUGUUAAUGGUAUCCAUAGGGUCUUUGUGGCAUUGAGAAGGGAAUCAGGCUACAGACUACACUUGUUGCUGUGACAUUGUGAAAAUCAAGGUUAAAAAACUGAGGUUUUUAUUCAAUCAGGUUUUUCCCUAAAUAGAAAUUUAAAUAUCUGCUGAGCUGUGAAUGCCAUCCCUUUAUCCGGUACCUAAAAUUCAAGAGGGAGAUUCGACACACUGUGAUGAAGGUUCUCCAAUUGGGAAUUGAACAGCAGUGUAAAUGGAAAACCUGUUCUCUGUGUGGUUCCUGAAAGUUCCAACACUGACAGGGAAGAUCAGGUCAGAUUUCCACUUUAUUAAAUAUAACAAUUGGUGUUUUCAAGAAUUUUGAUGGCAGCCUGUGGUAAUAUUCUCUAAUUACUUUUAUUCUUUUCUCUGCUACCCAGCUUUAUUUUAGCCUUUAUGAAUUAUUGUUUUGAUGAAA